AUGGGUACCAUUGUGGUCUGUGUAGUCAUGCUCCAGCUGGACAGGUCCCUUGCAGGUUGGACCUUGGAGAGUGAGGCCCUGAUUCGAGAUCUGGGCACAUGGCUCCUAUUCUGUACCUGUGCCUGCUGGGGAGUUUCUGUCCCUGAGGAGGGAGGAGGGACAUGGGCUGGAACCUUCACCUGCCUCACCAACAACAUCCUCAGGAUCGAUUGCCACUGGUCUGCCCCUGACCUGGGUCCUGGCUCUGGCUCCUGGCUCCUCUUCACUAGCAACCAGGCACCUGGCAGCAAGCACAAGUGCAUCUUCCAGGGCAGUGCCUGCACCCUGGAGCUGCCCCCUGAGGAGGUGCUCUUGCCCUCUGACAACUUCACCAUCACUCUCCACCGCUGUGUCUCUGGGAAGGAGCAGGUCAGCCUGGUGGACCCACAGUACCUGCCCCGGAGACAUGUUAAGCUGGACCCUCCCUCUGACCUGCACAGCAACAUCAGCUCUGGCUCCUGUGUCCUCACCUGGACCAUCAGCCCUGCCCUGGAGCCAAUGACCACACUUCUCAGCUAUGAGCUGGCCCUCAAGAGGCAGGAAGAGGCCUGGGAGCAGGCCCGGCACAAGGACCGCAUUGUGGGGGUGACCUGGCUCAUCCUUGAAGCCAUCGAGUUGGAUCCUGGAUCUACCUAUGAGGCUAGGUUGCGUGUGCGGAUGGCCGUGCUGGAGGACGAUGUGAUUGAAGAGGAGCGUCAUGAGGGCCAGUGGAGUGAGUGGAGCCAAUCUGUGUGCUUCCCCUCGCCCCAGCGAGGAGGCCUCCUGGUCCCAUCCUGGGGCUGGCUAGACAGCACUUUUGUCGCUGUACCUGUCUUUCUCCUUCUGACUGGCCUGACCUACCUCCUGUUCAAGCUGUCACCCAGGGUGAAGAAAACCUUCCACCAGAACGUGCCUUCACCAGCAGUGUUCUUCCAGCCCCUCUACACUGUGCACAACGGGAACUUCCAGACCUGGAUAGGGACCCAUGGAGCCAGCCCACAGCUGACUCAGGACUGUGUCAACACCCUGCAAGGAGCCUCAGAGUCCAGCAUCUGGGAGGCCAUCACACUGCUCACCUAUGGCCUGGCACGCUCCAGGCAAUCCUCAAGCCUGGAGGAGCAGGAGGGCACUGGUCCUGGUCUCUCAGAAGCCCUGAGCUCAGUGAGUGUGCAGCCAGCAGGAUGUGUGGAGUUGGGGGAACAGUCAGCCUACCUGCCACAGGAGGACUGGGCCUUUGUGUCCCUCACCAGGCCAGUUCCCCCAGACUCCCAGGGCAGAGGCAGUGACUACUGUGCCUUGGCCUGCUACAGGGGGUGUCAGCCCUCAGCCCUCUCAGGAAACACACAGAGUACGUGGCCCAUCCCAGCUUCAGCCUGUGGCCCUUCCUGCAGCCAACAGGGUGCAGAGUCCCAGCAGGGAGACACCUGUGAGGGAGCUGGUCAUGGUCAGAGGCACGGACUACAGGAGGAGCUGCCUUCUACUCUGGACAUGCCGCAGGCUCAGUCCUGAAAAUUCUAGAACUGGACUACGUUGCAUCAUGUCCAUUUUGGCAAAAAUGGACUAAAGUCCCUGGAGCUGACCCUUGGCUCAACUGGACCUCCUGGGAAGGGGCACCUGUGUAUGGCCAGAGCCUGGAUGGAAGCAGGAAGCCCUUCUCAGCCUCUGUGCUCCUGUGGGGAGGGGCCUCACCCUCAGCAUCCUGACAGCCAGCCCGUCCCUUCCCUCCCUCCUUCAGGCUUUGUCCCAGUCUUCCCUCAGAAGAGGGUUGUGGACCCAAGCUGUUCUACCCUCACUCCCGUAAAGGGCCAGCUGGGCCCAGUGGACACCGGUGAGACACCAUGACCACGUGGAGCAUCCUCUUCUAUGCCUUCUUGAGACACCUUCCCUGAUGAGAUUAAAAGGGACAUCUUGGCUAUUUCAAAUUGCAAGGGGGGGCAGCUGGAGGAGGUGGGAGGGGUGGUUUGUCCAGCCCUAUGCUUUCUGGGCUUCAGGACUUUGGGGAUAAUGUUUUUAACACAUGAAAUCUGGAAGGCAAACAUUCUGACCGUGGUGCCAUGCUUUCAGAUCAAGGCAUGGGAUGGCAGGCUCCAUUUCAGCUUAAAUGCCCAAAAUUAUGUUGUGGAAUAAUCAGAACAGUGAAUUUUAGAGGUUCUGCAUCAGGACUAGCCUGUGGCACAGACUGAACAAGCUAACAGAAUCCAAGCUCAGGAGGCAGUUGAUGCCUGUGAAAAGAGAUAAACAGAAGUUGCUUGGGGAAAUGAAGGUAUGGUACGAGGUCUUCCAAGCUGAUCAGAGGUGGGUCCAGGAGCUGCCUCUAGGUUCUACCUGGUAGGUAUGGUCCUAUGGGGCUCCUGGGGUUGCCUCCAGGUCUGGCUGUCCUUCCCCAGGAGGCUUCUGUGGGCAAAGAUGCAGACUUGGGUUUGUCCCUGCAUUCUCCUGAGUUUAUCCUCUGCAUCUACAGGUGUCUCCAUAUAGAACCCUCUUUGCCUCACUGUGAGGCACAAAGACAAAGGGAGUGCAGGUGGCUCAGGUGUGGGCCAGAGCAGAGGCCUGGGGGAACUCAGAGUCCCCAGGCCUCCAUGACAUGAAUGCUGUGCAGUUCUGUUAUUGACCCACCUAUUGAGGUACAUCCUAAUUCUUUAAAGUUCUUGACCAUUGUGAACACGACUGCUGUGUGCCACUGCAUGCUGUAUUUAGACAUAGGUUUUCAAGGCAGUUGUCUGAAUUCUUAGUAUCAUGAGUGUUGAGUCCUAUGGUGAGAAACUGCCAAACUGUUUCAUAGUGGCCAACUUCUGUGCCCUCCCCCAGAAUGCAUGAGCCCCUGUUGUUCACAUCCUCCACAGUGGAGACUGCAUGGCAGUGCCCUCUUGCUGUUUUUGUCAUUUUCUCUCAUGGCAAGUGGAGCUCAGCAUCAUUUUCCAUGCUUUGCCAUCUGCAUGACAUCAUCAUCUCCUCCUCCUCCUCCUCCUCCACCUUCUUCUUUUAAUAUUUUUAACUGUAGAUGAACAUGGUAUUUUUUUUUUUUUUUUUUUUUUUUAGUGCAGUGCUGAGAAUUGAACUCAGUUCCUCCCACAUGCUAGGCAAGUGUUCUACCACUGAGCCACAACCCCAGCCCUGCAUAUCUUCUUUGGUGAGAUCUCUAUUCCAAUCUGUAUCUCUUUGUAAUUGGAGGGUUUAUUUUCUUAUUGUUGCGUUUUUUUUUUUUUUUUUUUUGGCACUGGGGGUUAAACCCAGUAUCAGGGGAACUUGACUACUGAGCUGAAUCCCUAGCCUUUUUAAUUAAAAAAAAAAAUUUUUUUUGUAGUUAUACAUGGGUAACAUGCCUUUAUUUUUUAUUUUAUUUUUAUGUGGUGCUGAGGAUUGAACCCAGUGCCUCACACAUGUGAGGCAAGCACUCUGCCACUGAGCUAUAGCCCCAGCCCAUUUUUUUUAGAAUUUUGAGACAGGGUCUUGCUAAGUAGCCCAUACUAGCCAAUUCAGCCUCCCAAGUUGCUGGAAUUACAGGUGUGCACACUGAGCCCGGCAUGUUUGAGUUUUGAUACACCAACUUUUCUACCUUUUCCAAGUACUUUGACACUGAGAUAAAGGAGUCAGGUGAACCAUA
Molecule: messenger RNA, 3622 nt
Organism: Marmota monax (woodchuck)
Lineage: Eukaryota; Metazoa; Chordata; Mammalia; Rodentia; Sciuridae
Gene: Il9r
Product: interleukin 9 receptor
Exons: 9
Coding region: 1-1527 (508 amino acids)
Biological process (GO): cytokine-mediated signaling pathway; immunoglobulin mediated immune response
Cellular component (GO): membrane; external side of plasma membrane
Molecular function (GO): interleukin-9 binding; interleukin-9 receptor activity
Source: RefSeq, a predicted model, not a curated record